AUGAUCUUUUUAUACACCGGCGGUACGAGUUUACGAACAAUCACACCAUUUUUGCGAGAGAAGAUCGUCCUGCCGAAUAACACGACCUUAAGACCUUUACCGUGUCCUGGUUACUUUUUCUUCAACGAGCAACUCAGUCCCAAUUACGAGAUCAUUUUUUUCGUACAAGUCUUCUGCGGAUUCAUCAAUUACACGACAUUAUCUGGAUCUCUCGGACUUUGCACGAUACUUUGUCUACACAUGUGCAGCAUGCUGAGAAUCUUGGGGAAUAAAAUGAACAAGCUUUCGAAUUUGCAGAAAACGGAUGAAGACACUGUGCAGAAAGAAAUCGUGGAUAUCGUUGAAUAUCACACCAAAUUCAAAGGGUGAGUAUUUCUUUUUAAAUAGUAAUAUAAAAGCAAAAUAAAUCAUUAAAGAUACUAUUUGCUUUCAAGUAUACAGGCCGGGCCGAUACCUAUUGCCACCUGA
Molecule: messenger RNA, 468 nt
Organism: Heterotrigona itama
Lineage: Eukaryota; Metazoa; Arthropoda; Insecta; Hymenoptera; Apidae
Source: the annotation of a GenBank genome assembly